UCAGCUAAGCCAAACGGGCUCAUUGUCCUCUCUAUUUCUCCUGCUUUCCUUUUCUAAGAAGCGGUCUCUCUCUCUCUCUCGUUUGAUUCCCAACAAUUUUUUUCAAGUUUGUCUGAAGAGGAGAUAGAAAUGGUUAGGGAAGUAUCAGAGAGCUGUGUGGAGAGUUUACUGACAGAGAUCGUGUCUUCCUACUGCAAUGGCUUCUAUGCUGACAAACCUGAGCUUGCCGCCCGACGCAUCGAAGCCAUCGGUUUUCAGGUCGGCCACCAACUUUCCGAGAGGUAUACUAUGGAUAGGCCCCGGUUCACUGAUCAUUUAGAGGCUAUCAAAUUCAUAUGCAAGGACUUCUGGUCUGAGGUCUUCAAGAAGCAAAUAGACAACCUGAAGACAAAUCACAGAGGAACCUUUGUGUUGCAAGACAAUCGUUUUCGUUGGCUGUCACGGAUGUCAGUUGAUCCUUCUAUUGAAACUCUUGGUUCUAUUCAAGACCCUUCAGCCAUGGCUGAAAACAAAGCAGCACAAGCCAUAGGAAUGCAUCUCUAUUUCCCAUGUGGAAUCAUUAGGGGAGCACUUUCAAACCUUGGAAUUCCUUGUGCAGUUUCUGCAGAUAUAUCUAAUCUUCCUGCCUGUUCAUUUGUCAUACGAAUAAAAGCAUGAUGUGCUUUUGCAAGAAGAAUGAAUUAUCCUCAGGUUUCGGCAGUUACUUUCUGUUCUUAAUAUGUUCAAAGUCUCUCACCUAAAUCUCCUAUUUUCUGUUACGACUUUAAAGAGCUAGAGUUUUUCAAAGACAUGGAGGGUUGUAUAGGUAUUCUGAGUACAAACUUUCUUCUGCAUGAUACCGCAAACUUUUACAUGGACUCCCUCUCACCAGCAAACUUGAUGAUAUAAAUUAUCUUCAAAUCA
This is a messenger RNA of Nicotiana attenuata, 903 nucleotides long. RefSeq names its product trafficking protein particle complex subunit 6B. Gene Ontology annotation, biological process: endoplasmic reticulum to Golgi vesicle-mediated transport; regulation of GTPase activity. NCBI's taxonomy places the organism in Eukaryota, Viridiplantae, Streptophyta, Magnoliopsida, Solanales, Solanaceae. The record is from RefSeq and is a predicted model, not a curated record. The coding region runs from base 130 to 657 and encodes 175 amino acids. Gene Ontology annotation, cellular component: cis-Golgi network; trans-Golgi network; TRAPP complex. The transcript is spliced from 5 exons.